AUGGAGCUAGUCGUAAAUCCACCCCAACAAGUUUUCGACCAACUGAUUCAUUGGGCAGCUGUGACCCAUGGAUGGGGUCACAUGCCAUACGACUAUCAAUUUUAUGCGAAAGGAUUUGAUGGUUAUUGGUUUAUUUGUAUGGUGGAUCCUAGUAAAGACGACUCUACCAAUUUUGUGGCUGGCGGAAGUUUAGCGCGAUGUACUGAUGGAAAUGGGAACCCAUUGUACUCCAUUGGUCUUUUUUACUGUCAAGAGGAGUAUCGUGGACAAGGAUACGGAAAGCCAGUGUUCAAGGCAAUGAUGGACAUUGUGGGCGAGGAUAAUUGCGUUUUGAUGGCUGCGCCCGAUAUGUCUCAAAAGUACGCCGACAUUUUCGGAUUCAAGGAAAUGCCAGUUUAUUGUCAUAACAAGCUGAUAAUCGUGCCAAGCAAAAUGGACUUUGCUGAAAAAAUUUCGGACGAAUAUAUUACCAAAAAUUGGACUGAAGUAGACCCGGAUCAACUAAACGUCUAUGACAAAUCCGUCUGUUUUAUGGACCGCAAAAAUCGAAUGCAACUUUGGUUUUCACAACACCAAGUUUAUACAAAAGUGGCAUUUGAUUCCAAACAGAACAUUAUGGGGUACUGUACCAUCCGUGUAGUCAAUUUGAAUCGUCUGGUUGUUGACCCAUUUUACGCUGAAAAUCCGGAAGUUGCUGUACAAUUGCUAACAGACGUUUGUAAAAUGAUUCCGGAUUUUGAAACGUUCGAAUUGCUCCUUUUCCGGUUCCCAGCGAUAAAUGAGGGAAUUGAAGUAAUGAUCUCCCAGCUUUGUCCAAUUGGAAGCUUCACAAUCCGCGUAGCUAAUAGAACUCAAUUCACCAGAAAAUUGUUGGAAUCUCGUGAUGAGGUCGUGUAUUCUGUUGCCUGCACAACACAUGGAUUUGUUUGA
Messenger RNA from Caenorhabditis briggsae, 930 nucleotides. Lineage: Eukaryota; Metazoa; Nematoda; Chromadorea; Rhabditida; Rhabditidae. The coding region runs from base 1 to 930 and encodes 309 amino acids. The record is from RefSeq and is a predicted model, not a curated record. Gene Ontology annotation, molecular function: acyltransferase activity, transferring groups other than amino-acyl groups. The transcript has 6 exons.